This is a messenger RNA of Fundulus heteroclitus (mummichog), 2733 nucleotides long. RefSeq names its product gastrula zinc finger protein XlCGF57.1. Gene Ontology annotation, biological process: regulation of transcription by RNA polymerase II. The coding region runs from base 224 to 2017 and encodes 597 amino acids. Gene Ontology annotation, molecular function: RNA polymerase II cis-regulatory region sequence-specific DNA binding; DNA-binding transcription factor activity. The record is from RefSeq and is a predicted model, not a curated record. The transcript has 2 exons. Lineage: Eukaryota; Metazoa; Chordata; Actinopteri; Cyprinodontiformes; Fundulidae.
GAGAAGUUUCCUGUUAGAGGAAAAGGGAAAAAGUGACUUCUCAUUGAGAACACUGGACACUUAUUGGACUCUGGGCUGUUUGGAGGCUUUUCUCCGAGGAACAAAAGCGAGUCUGACGACAUUUCACAGCCUCUUGUUCGCAUGGAAAGUUCUUGCUGAUCAAUCUCCCAGUGGCCAAGAGAGGAACUUCAUUAUUAACCUGAAGGAACCAAACACCAAAGACAUGAAAGAGGAAGAACCUCAAGGAAUUAAAGAAGAACAGCGUGGACUGGGUAUCUUUCCAGAUGAAGAGCAACUUGUUAAGCAGGAGACAGAAACCUUUGUAGUGUUUUCUGCUCGUGACAAACUAUUUCAAGUUGAACCUGAACCAGAACCUGUACAGAUAAAAGGGGAACAUGGGGAUCUCUGGAGUAAUGAGGAUGCGGAGCAGCUUGUAGUGAAGCAGGAGGCUGACACCUUUAAGGUGACUCCUCUGGAUUUAAAACAUGACAAAAAUGAACCAGAAGAGAAAAUUAACCAACUUCUCAAUGCAGACUCCCCUGAAGGUGAGAAGCAGCAUCAGCAGCAUAAUAAUCAAGAAGAGUCAGGAUCAAACAGAGAUGAAGAGCUAAAGCGUAAAAAGAGACAAGAGAAAAUUAAAGAUCACAGUAGUGGUUCAAAAGUAAAAACACAUAAGACCAAUAAACCUUGUGAAGUAUGUGGUAAACGUUUCACCAAGUGUAGCUGUUUGACUAAUCAAAUUAGGAAAAAUAGAGGGGAGAAAUCUUUACUGUGUGUGCUUUGUGGAAAAGGUUUCCCCGGUCAAAGUCAUUUGAAUAUCCACAUGAGAGCCCACACAGGGGAGAAACCUUUCUCUUGUCCAACUUGUGCAAAAGGGUUUUCCACUAAAGGUUCCCUGAGUAGGCACAUAAGAACUCAUACGGGCGAUAAACCAUACCCUUGUGAAAUGUGUGAUAAAUCUUUCAGCAAUGGUAGUCAUUUAGCUGAUCACAUGAGAAUGCACACAGGGGAGAAGCCUUUUUCCUGUCCAACUUGUGCAAAAGGUUUUUCCUCUAAAGAUAGCCUGAUUAAGCACAUAAGAACUCAUACGGGCCAUAAGCCAUAUGUUUGUGGAAUGUGUGACAAAUCUUUCAGCUUUGGUCAUCAUUUAGCUAGUCACGUGAGAACGCACACAGGGGAGAAGCCUUUCUCUUGUCCAACUUGUGCAAAAAGUUUUUCCUGUAAAGGUCACCUGAGUAAGCACAUAAGAACUCAUACAGGCGAUAAGCCAUAUGCUUGUGGAAUGUGUGACAAAUCUUUUAGCAAUGGUAGUCAUCUAGCUCGUCACGUGAGAACCCACACAGGUGAGAAGCCUUUUUCCUGUCCAACUUGUGCAAAAGCUUUUUCCACUAAAGGUCACCUGAAUAUUCACAUAAGAACUCAUACGGACAAUAAGCCAUACCCUUGUAAAAUGUCUGCUAAAUCUUUUAGCAGUCGUAGUCAUUUAGCUUCUCACAUGAGAACGCACACAGGUGAAAAGCCUUUUUCCUGUCCAACUUGUGCAAAAGGUUUUUCAUGUAAAGGUAGCCUGAAUAAGCACAUAAGAACUCAUACGGGCAAUAAGCCAUAUGUUUGUGGAAUGUGUGACAAAUCUUUCAGCUUUGGUAGUUAUUUAGCUCGUCACGUGAGAACUCAUACAGGUGAGAAGCCUUUUUCCUGUCCAACUUGUGCAAAAGCUUUUUCCACUAAAGGUCACCUGAAUAUUCACAUAGAAACUCAUACGGACAAUAAGCCAUACCCUUGUGAAAUGUGUGAUAAAUCUUUUGGGAAUGGUAGUCAUUUAGCUCGUCACGUGAGAACCCACACAGGUGAGAAGCCUUUCCCCUGUCCAACUUGUGCAAAAGGUUUUUCUACUAAAGGUCACCUGAAUAUUCACAUAAGAACUCAUACGGGUGAGAAGCCAUAUCAUUGUAAUGUGUGUGAUAAAUCUUUUACUUCCUCUAGUAGUAGCAUUAGACAUAUGAGAAAUCACAGGUGAGAAGCUGUAUGCUUCUAAAGCGUGUGCUAAGUCUUUCAGAAACAGUUGUCAUCUGGCUGAUCACAUGCUAACCUACAGGUGAGAAGCCUUUCCUGUGUCUGAUGUGUAGAAAAUGUUUCUUCAAGCAAAGCAAUCCAAGUGUCCACAUGAGAAUCCAUGGUGAUGAGAGGUCUCACUCUUCAGAUACAUAUUAAAAUCAAUGACUGUUGUAAAUUAGCUAAACACAACAUACAGGUCAGUUAAAUCAUUAAAUGACAAGUUAUAACUUCUGCUUAUUCAUGGAUUGAUGGAGACAUCUACUGAACAACUAUAAAAGACUUGAUGAUCUUCCUUGGUGUGUUAUUUAAUCAUUAGAAUAUGAUUUAGAUACAAUUUUUUUCCUCUGUUGUUCAUUUGAAUAAAUGUUAGGGCUCAUGUGACACUAAAAAAUAAAAAUAUAUUCUUAAACUUCAUAAAAAUUAAACAUUUUUACUCUUAAAGCUGACUGGUUUUUAGCUGUUUGUAGUUAAACCCACCCUGUCAAAAAUAUUUUCAUUAAGAAAACCCCAGAUCACAUUACAUCCAAGUUUCACUGUGGAUGUAAUGUGUGUUUUAAUGAUGUCUGAGGUUGAUUUGUUGCAAACAUGCCUUUUUAGAGUUCAGUUUCAUUGCAGGAAUUUACCCACACUUGGUAAAUUCCUGCCUGAACUCAAAAAGUGCAACAUUGUUUCUGUUUG